Colletotrichum phormii is the source of this 866-nucleotide messenger RNA. RefSeq lists its product as uncharacterized. The transcript is spliced from 2 exons. The record is from RefSeq and is a predicted model, not a curated record. The coding region runs from base 169 to 705 and encodes 178 amino acids. Lineage: Eukaryota; Fungi; Ascomycota; Sordariomycetes; Glomerellales; Glomerellaceae.
CUGAGAUUCAAAGAGCGCCGCUGUCCGCCGUCGACCAUCAUGAAGGAUGGAUGGUUUGCUGCUCGCUUUUGGUCCUCGUUAGCCAAGCAUCCAAAGCCAUCCGCCCUGUGAGGGAAAAGCUGGGGGAGCUGCCGCGGGCGGUGGACUAACGCCGUAGAAGCAUGGUGCAUGUUCCAACGGCCUUCCACCAAGCCAACCUGGUUCCAUCCGAUAAGCCAUUUGUUGAGCACGGCCAAUGGUCAAGGUGCUGUCAGAGACACAUCCGAACAGCGCCGCUCCAAACUAACCCGUCUGGUCUCUAGAAGGCCGCGAUCGCGGGUUUUCCAUUUCAGCUACCUUCAAUGGGCCGGCGUCGGGACUGGACCAAGAACCGGCUUGGGGGCGAGUUUCCGCGGAAUGGCCGCAAGACAAAGCAGAUCUCUGUCUAAGGACGCCACGAUUCAGACUCAAGUAAAAGCUUUUGGUUGGAAAUUGCCAUGGCAUUGGGCGGCUCCUGUGGGCACUGCCGAGCGGCGGUCAACAUGCUUUCGGCCGGUUGCACCGCAGGCUCGUCCGUGCUGUCCUGUCAAAGCCGAGGCGUGGCCAAUGGCUGACUUUGAUGGCUGCUCUCGUUCUCGUCCAUCGUGGGGCAGAGCGUUAGGCGUCUUCAGCCUCUCUGCAGGCCAAAGGAAAUCCGCCGAAAACAGCGGGAGAAGUGCAGCGUAGCAAAUGGCACCGGCUAAUGUCCUCGAAUUUUCAACCCCAAUAUCUGCGGAGCCAAGGAGAUCCCUGCAGUGCGUCUCACUAGCACGAACAGCCGGCGACGGGCUCCUUGCUGACCUAAAAUGAAGGUGACCUGACAUGAAAUGUCAGUCAAGACGCACUAA